Molecule: messenger RNA, 3109 nt
Organism: Caretta caretta (loggerhead turtle)
Lineage: Eukaryota; Metazoa; Chordata; Testudines; Cheloniidae
Source: RefSeq, a predicted model, not a curated record
UUUGUCAGCUCAAUCCUCAUUCACCAUCAGAGAAUCCACACUGGAGAGCGACCCGAUAAAUGUCCCAAGUGUGGGCAAAGCUUUGUUCGACAAUCACAACUGGUUAUACAUCAGAGAAUCCACACAGGAGAGAAGUCUUAUAAAUGCAAUGAGUGCGGGAAAAACUUCAGUGACAGAUCAGACCUCACUAAGCACCAGAGAGAAAACACCGGAGAGAAGCCCUACAAGUGCCCCAAGUGCAGGAAAAGCUUCUGUUUCCAAUCAGACCUCACUAAACAUCAGAGAAUCCACGCAGGAGAGAAGCCCUUCAGUUGCUCCAAAUGUGGGAAAAGCUUCGGUCGGAGAUCCGACCUUAUUAUACACCAGAGAAUCCACACAGGAGAGAGAUCUUGAAAACCCUACAAUUGCCUGGACUGUGGGAAAAGCUUCAGUCACAGCUCAACCCUCACUACGCACCAGAGGAUCCACACGGGUGAGAAGCCAUACAAAUGCCCUGAGUGUGGAAAAAGCUACAGGGACAACUCAGCCCUUAUUACUCACCAGCGAAUCCACAAAGGAGAGAAACCCUAUAAGUGUCUAGACUGUGAGAAAAGCUUCAACUGCAGCUCACACCUUAUUUUACAUCAGAGAACCCACACAGAGGAGAAACCAUAUAGAUGCUCUGAGUGUGGAAAAAGCUUCAAUCAGCAGUCCAAUCUUCUUAUACACCAGAGAAUCCACACAGGAGAGCGGCCCUAUAAAUGCCCCGACUGUGGGAAAAGCUUCAGUUACAACUCAGUCCUUAUGACACAUCAGAAAAUGCACACUGGAGAGAAGCCCUAUAAGUGUCUUGACUGUGAGAAAAUCUCUAGCCAGAGCUCAGACCUCACUAAACACCAGAGAACCCACACUGGGGAGAGACCCUACAAAUGCAACGAGUGUGGAAAAAGCUUUAGGUGGAGCUCAUCCUGACACUGCUUACAUACGCAUCAAAGCAUCCACACAGGAGAGAAGCCCUACAAAUGCCCUGAGUGCAGGAAAAGCUUCGGUCGUCUCUCACACCUUAAUAGACACCAAACAAUCCACACAGGAGAGAGACCCUUUAAAUGCUUGGACUGUGGGAACAGCUUUCGUGACAGCUCAUCCCUCAUCAGGCAUUGGAGACUCCACACAGGAGAGAAACGUUAUAAAUGUACCGACUGUGGGAAAAGCUUCAUUCAGAGCUCGCACCUUAUGCAACAUCAGAGAAUCCACACCAGCGAGAAACCCUACAAUUGCAAUGACUGUGGGAAAGGCUUCAGUGACAGCUCGCAUCUUAUUAAACAUCAGAGAACCCACACAGGACAGAAGCCCUAUAAAUGCCCCGAAUGCGGGAAAAGCUUCUGUGACAGCUCAACGCUCACUAAACACCGGAGAAUCCACACAGGAGAGAAGCCCUACAAAUGCCCCGAUUGCAGGAAAAGCUUUGGUCGGAGCUCAGACCUCAUUAUCCACCAAAGAAUCCACACGGGAGAGCGGCCCUAUAAAUGCAAUGACUGUGGGAAAAGCUUCACUGAUCGAUCAACCUUUAUUAAACAUCAGCGAAUCCACACGGGAGAGAAACCGUAUAAGUGCCCCGAGUGUGGGAAAAGCUUCAGUGACAACUCAGCCUUUAUUCGGCAUCAGAGAAUCCACACUAGAGAGAUGCCUUACAAAUGCCCGGACUGUGAGAAAAGCUUCAGUCAAAUGUCUCACCUUGUUAGACAUCAAAGGUUCCACACAGGAGAGAAGCCUUAUAAGUGUCUGGAGUGUGGGAAAAGCUUCUGUCAGAGCUCAGACCUUAUUACACACCAGAGAACCCAUACAGGGGAGAAAUCCUACACAUGCUCUGAGUGUGGGAAAAGCCUCAAUAGAAUCUCACACCUUGUUGCACAUCAUCGAUCCCACACUGGAGAGGCACCUUACCAAUGCCCCGACUGUGAGAAAAGCUUCAGUCAGAUGUCGCACCUCAUUAGACAUCAGAGGUUCCACAAGGGAGAGAAACCCUACAAGUGCCUGGACUGUGGGAAAAGCUUCUGUCAGAGCUCAGACCUUAUUACACAUCAGAGAAUCCACACAGGAGAGAAGCCCUAUAAAUGUCCCGAGUGCGGGAAAGGAUUCAGUCGGAGCUCAAACCUUAUUGCCCACCAGAGAACCCACACAGGAGAGAAACUCUAUCAGUGCUCCCACUGUGGGAAGAGCAUGACCCGGAGUUCAAACCUUGUUCGACAUCAGAGAACUCACACCAGAGGAAAACUCUGUAUAAAAAAAGCCUGGCUCCAACCUAGCCAUGGUGAAUAAUACCCUGGCCUUUUCCCAUUAACGAUGGCUGUGUUUGGACCCGGUUCCUCAAAGGUAGUGAGGCUCCUAAUUUCUGUUGAAAUCAAUAGACGUCAGGAGCAUAAAUAGCUUUUGAGAAUCUGGGCUUUGGCUCCAAUGUAUGCCUGGGGUCAAGAGAUAGCAGCAGGGAGGAUGGGAACCAGAGAGGAUGGUUCUGGAGGGCACAGUUGCUUGGGAGUUGUGACACAGAUGAUGAACAUAGGCAUAUCUUCAAAGACCAUUAUACUGAGAGAGAUCAUGCACAUGAAUCUGCAGAAUGUUCAUAGUACUUUGUAUCGAUGCAGGCAUGUGUUUUCAUGCGUUCUUCAAGCCUGUAGGGAGUGAUUUAAUGCAAAACUCCCAAACCUGGCUAUAUAGAUGUCAAAUCUUUGAAGUCUGACCUCCUAGACCAUAGGGGGAGUUAUUAAAACUGGUAACUAACUCAGCUUCCCUGAACAGAAGAUUCACUCAUAGCGAUCAGGUUGAUUAUUGUAUUGAAUUAACUGGAUUUGACUAUUACUUUCAGCAAACUGAAUAUUCUCUGUUAAGCUCUUACAUUUACCUUUCUUAUUUUGCUUUUCCUUUUUAUCUAGAACCAUCUUUCUUUUGUUUGCUGCAGUUUCUGAUUUAUUCUUAACCGUAUUCUAGUUAAGAAAACUGAUACAUUCAGGAGCACUGGUGGAGUGGUUUGGGUUUGCAAUGUCCUGAACUGGACAUGUGAGACAGAAUUGGGAUGAUGUGGUUUUUUCUUACUUGAAAUGCAGAGGAAUAAAGUGUAACUGAGUUUCCUAAA